This is a messenger RNA of Brassica napus (rape), 1269 nucleotides long. Its product is annotated as 14-3-3-like protein GF14 phi. The transcript is spliced from 4 exons. The coding region runs from base 220 to 1005 and encodes 261 amino acids. NCBI's taxonomy places the organism in Eukaryota, Viridiplantae, Streptophyta, Magnoliopsida, Brassicales, Brassicaceae. Gene Ontology annotation, cellular component: cytoplasm. Gene Ontology annotation, biological process: signal transduction. The record is from RefSeq and is a predicted model, not a curated record.
GAAAAUUCCCGUGUGUCUUUACAGCUUUCUCCUUCUCACACGUUCAAUCCAACGGUUCUCCUUGAAUCUUCUUCGCAAUCGUCGCUCCCCACUAACAAUAAAAAAAAAAAUAACAAAUCUUUUAAUAACUAAAGUUCUAAAACAAAACACUCUCUCGCUCUCAGAUCUGAUUCCUUCCCCUUGAAGCUUUAUCUCCGAUCUACCAAUAAAGAAACAAAAAUGGCCUCUGCCAGAGAAGAGUUCGUUUACCUUGCGAAGCUUGCGGAGCAAGCAGAGCGAUAUGAAGAAAUGGUUGAAUUCAUGGAGAAAGUCACAGAAGCCGUCGACAAAGACGAACUCACCGUGGAGGAACGCAACCUCCUCUCCGUUGCUUACAAAAACGUAAUCGGCGCUCGUCGUGCCUCGUGGCGCAUCAUCUCCUCCAUCGAGCAGAAGGAAGAGAGCCGCGGCAACGAUGACCACGUCAACACGAUCCGUGACUACAGAAGCAAGAUCGAAACGGAGCUCUCCAAAAUCUGCGACGGUAUCCUUAAGCUUCUGGAUACGAGACUUAUCCCGGCUUCUGCAAACGGAGAUUCCAAGGUUUUCUACCUUAAGAUGAAGGGAGAUUACCAUAGGUACUUGGCUGAGUUUAAGACCGCUCAGGAGAGGAAAGACGCCGCCGAGCACACCCUCACCGCUUACAAAGCCGCUCAGGACAUCGCUAACUCCGAAUUGGCUCCAACCCACCCGAUCCGUCUUGGUCUGGCCUUGAACUUCUCUGUCUUUUACUAUGAGAUUCUCAACUCUCCAGACCGUGCUUGCAGUCUCGCUAAGCAGGCGUUUGAUGAAGCAAUUGCUGAGUUGGAUACUCUAGGCGAGGAGUCAUACAAGGACAGUACCUUGAUCAUGCAGCUUCUCCGUGACAACCUUACUCUCUGGACUUCCGACAUGCAGGACGAAAGUACUGAGGAGAUCAAAGAAGAUGCAGCACCCAAGCCUGCUGAAGAACAGAAGGAGACCUAAGUCCGUGUCCUGCUUUGUUAUCCAGUAUUCUAAAAUUAUCCAACAAUUGUGUUUUCCCGCUUUGUGUUUGUUUUCUAAUCUCUUUCGUUAUGUUAUCCUCGAAGCUUCUAAGGCCGUCUAUUCUUGUCCUUUGUUUGCUCUUCCUAAUCCUGGAUGCUGCUGGAUUUUUAUCUGGUUUUAUUUUCUUAUUCAUUGCAUUUCGGCUUGUGCCUUGUUCUGAAUUCAUAUCAUCUUCGUAUUAAUGAUUUGUCAGUUCUUUUGUGA